AUGUUCGCUCGAUCAGCAUUCCGGGCGUGCCAGUCGGCCCAGCCCAUGAAGCAUCAAAUCCGCCGCUAUGCCGACAAGCCUUCCGCCCCCUCCGGUGGGAGCAACAACACGCUCCUCUUCCUACUCGGUGGCGGCGCGGCCGCCGCUGGUGGCUACUACUACUUCACAAAGAACCCAGGCGCAGCGCAAAAGGCUGAGGCAAAGGUCAAGGAGGUCAUCCCCGGUGGUGAGGUCAAGAAGGCCCUGACGGGUGGAGACCAAGGUUUCCUGUCUCUGAAGCUGGAUGAUGUCGAGAUUGUGAACCACAACACCAAGAAGUUCCGGUUCAAGCUGCCCGAGGACGACAUGGUAUCCGGCCUGGAGGUCGCCAGCGCGAUCCUGACCAAGUUCAAGCCUGAUGGUGACGCGAAGCCUGUGCUGAGGCCGUACACGCCUACCUCCGACGAGGACGCCAAGGGCUACAUAGAGCUCAUCGUCAAGAAAUACCCUGAAGGCCCCAUGUCCACCCACAUGCACGACAUGGUACCCGGCCAGCGCCUCGACUUCAAGGGCCCUUUGCCCAAGUACCCAUGGACGGAGAAUAAGCACGAGCACAUCGCCUUGGUCGCCGGUGGAACUGGUGUUACCCCCAUGUACCAGUUGUGCCGCGCCAUCUUCAACAACCCCAACGACAAGACCAAGGUCACCCUCGUGUUCGGAAACAUCAGCGAGGAGGACAUUCUGCUGAAGAAGGAAUUCCAAGACCUCGAGAACACAUACCCCCAGCGGUUCCGCGCGUUCUACCUGUUGGAUCAGCCACCAAAGGAUUGGGCUGGCGGCAAGGGCUUCAUCAACAAGGAGCUGCUGAAGACAGUCCUGCCAGGGCCCAAGGACGGCAACGUGAAGGUCUUCGUGUGUGGACCUCCUGGGUUGUAUAAGGCUAUCUCGGGCCCCAAGGUGAGCCCCAAGGACCAGGGCGAGCUGACAGGUAUUUUGGCGGAGCUCGGAUACACCAAGGAUCAGGUCUACAAGUUCUAG
This is a messenger RNA of Diaporthe amygdali, 1017 nucleotides long. Its product is annotated as nadh-cytochrome b5 reductase. Gene Ontology annotation, molecular function: cytochrome-b5 reductase activity, acting on NAD(P)H. Gene Ontology annotation, biological process: ergosterol biosynthetic process. Bases 1 to 1017 code for a protein of 338 amino acids. The record is from RefSeq and is a predicted model, not a curated record. Lineage: Eukaryota; Fungi; Ascomycota; Sordariomycetes; Diaporthales; Diaporthaceae. The transcript is spliced from 3 exons.